CAAUAAGUUCAAAACUCCGAACCAGAGAUCGCUCAGCCCUUCCACCAGCAUUCUGUUGGCACUGCCGUUCUCCACCGAGCACCAAUUGCUUUCCGCGAAUUGUACGCAACAUACGCAAACCCUCCGUUCGCACAAUAGGGCCUGACGACAAGCAUUAUGGGCAGCCCCAAAGAUACCACCCCCGAUGCCGUCCCACCAUCCCCAACCGGGACACACCCCCCCACAAUAGUCCUAAAACUCGGCACCUCCUCCAUCUGCUCCGAAACCACCUUCAACCCGCGGCUCGCGACCCUGUCCCUCCUCGUCGAGACCGUCGUGUCCCUCCGCGACGCGGGGCACAAGGUCGUCAUUGUCUCCUCCGGCGCGGUGGGGACCGGGUUGAGGAGGUUGGGGAUUGGGAAGCGGCCGAAGCAUCUGGCGGUUAGUCAGGCGGUUGCGGCGGUGGGGCAAGGGAGGCUGAUGGCGAUGUAUGAUCAGUUGUUUGGGCAUUUUGGGGUGCCGAUUGCGCAGGUGCUUUUGACGAGGGAUUGUCUUUCUGAGCGCUCCCAAUACCUCAACGCCCGCAACACCUUCCGCGAGCUCCUCUCCCUCAACGUCAUCCCCAUCGUCAACGAAAACGACACCGUCUCCUCCUCCGAGCUCCGCUUCGGCGACAACGACACCCUCUCCGCCAUCACCGCGGGCAUGGUGCACGCCGAGUACCUCUUCCUCCUCACCGACGUCGAAUGCCUCUACACCGACAACCCGCGCACGAACCCGGACGCACGCCCGGUGCGGCUGGUAACGGAUAUCGCCGAGCUGCGACGAAGCGUGCGGGUGGAUGCGCCGGGGAGCAUGCUGGGCACGGGCGGGAUGGUGACGAAGCUGAUUGCGGCGGAUCUGGCGAGCGCGGCGGGGUGCAGGACGAUCAUCACCCUCGGGUCGUCGCCGCACCUCAUCCCUCAAAUCCUCAACGAGAUCCGCGCCAACCCGCCCACAACAACCUCAACGACGUCUGAGGACGGGACAGUGACUCACACCACCACCCACCAUCAUGAGCCGACUACGGGAACCCAUUUCCUGCCCCGACCCAACCACGCGCUGUUGGACGACCGCAAGUGGUGGAUCCUGCACUCGCUCGCGGUCGCGGGGACGCUGUACAUCGACGCGGGCGCCGUGCAAGCCCUCACACGACGACAACGCUCGUCGUUGUUUGCGGUCGGGGUUGUCAGUGUGGCCGGGGAUUUCAACGCGCAGCAGUGUGUGCGGAUUGUUACGAUCGUCAAAUCCUCAACGUCACCCACGGAUGCAGAAGGAGGAGAAGAAGAAGUAGAAAUAGCAAAGGGUCUCGUAAACUACAGCUCCACCGAAAUUGCGCGGAUCAAAGGGCGCAAGAGUUCGGAGAUUGAGGGGUUGUUGGGCUAUGCCGAUUCCGAUUGUCUGGUGCAUCGGGAUAAUAUUGUUAUUGUGGAGAGGGAUGUGGAUGUUGGGAGGAUUGUGCUCCGGGGCGUGGGGGGGCCGGAGGGGAAGGUGGAAGGGGAUGGGGCGGUGUAGUGGGUUCUGUAGAGGCGCGAAGGUAAUGUGUAUGUAGGAAUAUGGUGGAGAGGGGUGUAUAUAUGUAAAUUAACGAAUAGAGCCAGAGAGGCGA
Molecule: messenger RNA, 1627 nt
Organism: Fimicolochytrium jonesii
Lineage: Eukaryota; Fungi; Chytridiomycota; Chytridiomycetes; Spizellomycetales; Powellomycetaceae
Product: Aspartate/glutamate/uridylate kinase
Exons: 2
Coding region: 157-1533 (458 amino acids)
Cellular component (GO): cytoplasm; cytosol
Molecular function (GO): glutamate 5-kinase activity; RNA binding; ATP binding
Source: RefSeq, a predicted model, not a curated record